Molecule: messenger RNA, 2175 nt
Organism: Dissoconium aciculare CBS 342.82
Lineage: Eukaryota; Fungi; Ascomycota; Dothideomycetes; Mycosphaerellales; Dissoconiaceae
Exons: 1
Coding region: 1-2175 (724 amino acids)
Biological process (GO): regulation of transcription by RNA polymerase II
Cellular component (GO): mediator complex
Molecular function (GO): transcription coregulator activity
Source: RefSeq, a predicted model, not a curated record
AUGUCAACGCCGACAUCUUCACACCCUCACGGCUCUGCAAUGGCCUCCAAAAAGACUGCAAACCAUGUCACAACACCCUCGCACCUUGGGCUUUCGUCGCCGGCUCCGCGCAACAUGACAUCACCCGCCGCAAACCGUCGAGAUCUUGGUGGAAAGAUGCCGGGUGGUGCUGGAGUUGGUGGGCAAGCUUCUAAGACGAUUGGCGCAUCACCAAUGGUUCGGACCCUCAGUCAAACUGGUGCAGGGUCGUCGCCGACUACGCUCAUGGCAGGCAUUGGGACCCCACUGGCAGGGCUGGGCCUCGAUCUUGCAGGACCAACGUCCGGCGGGACUCCAGGACAUAUGAGUAUACCUACGCCUUUGCUGGGCGCUGCCAGUGCCGCCAUGCUGCCGAGCCUGAGUGGGUUCAGUGGCUUAGACGUGCCCAUGAGCGGGCUUCGGAAGCGAAAUGAGGACGAAGAGCGGCGGCUCAAGUUGAGGAAAGUGUUGCAAACGAUAGGAAAAGCAAAGAGCCGAGUCAGUGAGGAGAGUAUAGCGCGAGUUUCGCGACGAUUAGGCCUGCAGAACGACAUCGAUGCGGAAAAACUCAGCGCUGAUGAGAAAGAGAGAAAGGUUGGCAAUCGCACAAUAGGAAUUGCGGGAAAAUCCAUUCUGAUUGAUAUCGAGCUGAAGAACCACGUUGCUGGCAAUGUUGCGGUCAUGUUCAGUGGUGAAGGGAAGACUCUGGAAGAAGAGGGAACAGCAGCAGGCAGAAUUCUCCGGGAGGAUCUGGCUCCCAAGGACGGUGUUCUUCUACAGACACCCUUGGACUCCUUCGCCUCUCAUCUGAGCCAUGUAGCAAGACUAGACAGAUUGUCGGAUGGUGUCAACUGUUUUGAGGCCAUGAGCGGAUUAUAUUCUAGUCUUAGACGCCUAUACGAUGCCGAGACAACAGUAACCAGGGAUGCCCUGCCGGCUCAGGGGCUACACCCGAGCGCCGCUUUCUCAGAUGAUGAACGUACCGAAUCAGAAGUCGCUCGCAAGCGAAGCGGGAGGCCGACGAUGCAUGAGCGAGGUAAGAUCGGGCUGGCAAUCGAGUAUUGGGCAGCACCAUUGCGUGCUUCGCACAUAAUCCAGGACCCUUCAGCAAUGGACACCGAUGACAAGAGAAGCGGCGACGUUUCCGCCAAUGCCGAGGCUGGCGUACACGCUCUCCGUAUUGACAUUGCAAGCUCCUCUACAAGCCUGUGCCCGCCCAUCAGGAUAUCAGAUGGCUGGCUUCCCGAAGUCUUCACAAUUCCACCAGCAGACUCCCUGCAAGGCCUGCCCUGGCAGGAACCGCCGCCGACCUACACGUCAAAGGCAGAUGCAGGCCUCGAAGUAGAUAGCAUGGCUAUCGAAAGUGAAAGCAAGCUGCCGGACCUCCAUUUCACAGCGAGACUAGACCCGCCGAUCAUAGUUCCGAUGUCUACCGCGAACAAUAUCUUCGCAUUACUUGGCGUGACAAAUUCAAGCUUUGGAUUUACCUCAUAUCAGGCGAUGUUACUUGAUAGCCCGACUGAGGAAGGUGUAGUACCCGAGAUCUCGGCCAUGCGAACAGUCACCACGAUGCGAGAAGGCCAAGUAGUUGACGAAGCACAUCGAUAUACACUGAAUGUCCACAAGUCAGACUAUGGCUGCCGCCUCGAGGAACUUCCAUUUUCGCACCCCAGACAGCUGAUUGAGCUACUACCGACGCUUCGACAAUGGUCGUAUUUUGGGUCCUUGCUACGGGGCGCCUUCGCUAGCAACACCUCGGCAUCGAGCAAGUCAAGCAACCUGGCCACCCCAGAUUCUGCCGUGACCACCGCAAAAUUGUCACUUGAAGAUGCUUCCAAAUCCUUCGUCAAACACGAAGAGCAGGCAACGGUCUUCAGUGUUGACAUUGAAAUGACGACAUCUCCCCAACCGUCUCUCUGUUUGACGUUCAUAGACAGAGAAUCUCGAAAAUUGCGGAGCAUAGACGUACAGGUAUUGCCCAACGCAGAAGUGGUGAUCGUACCUUCGACGCAUGCCGAGGACCCUCUCACGACCGCGACCGCCAAAGAAGAGGCCGAGGGACAGGAUACUACAAAAAAGGCAAGAGCGCUCGAGAUUUGUGGUGAUGUUUGCGUAUGGCUGGAAUGGCUGCAGAGGAAGGAGGUGAACCCGACAUAA